This is a messenger RNA of Aegilops tauschii subsp. strangulata, 1188 nucleotides long. RefSeq lists its product as uncharacterized. NCBI's taxonomy places the organism in Eukaryota, Viridiplantae, Streptophyta, Magnoliopsida, Poales, Poaceae. The record is from RefSeq and is a predicted model, not a curated record.
GGGAGAACGGGGAACUGGUGGCGCCUGUCCCGUACAGGCUCUACACCGCGCAGCACAUCGAGCCCGAUCGAUCUCAUGUCGCCUCUCCGCAGGACAUCACCCCGUAUCCAUGCAGAGCUCCACUUCAGUGAGCUGUCAUUGAUCCAAGGCUCGGAGAGGUAGCUGGAGACACCGUAUAUAUAAUCCCAACUAAAGUUCUCUUCUUCUUCUUUUUUUUCUUCUUUUUUGGAGGAUAACCCAACUAAAGUACUCGAUCCAAGAAGAUCUCGUGAUUAUUGGUUCAUGCAUGUAGAGAUCGACCUACUGCCUGCUAGCUGCUUCUAGUUCAUCCGGCACCUCUAUAUAACCACCCUGAACCUCACAUACGAAUGCCAUCCAAUUGAAGCUACUCUUCUGAAUUAUACCACUCGCUCACAGAACGUUGGCACUGUCUUUCCUCCUGCUGUCCUGCACGAUGGCGGCGGCUCAGGUCAUGGCAGCACCCGUUCAUGACAAUAACAAUUGCUCAAAGGAGGAGAAGAACCGUGACAUCACCCAAGACAUGCCCUUCACCGAGGCGGAGGAACAAGCACCUGAUGCAAAGGUGCGUGACAACGGCGACUCCAUGGACGAGGAGGUCACGAUCGCGGUUGAUACGGAUGAGGGGCGAGGCUUAGCACAGGAAGUCGAAGCCAAGCUCGCCGUCGAGCCUGCAGAAGGUGGAUUAAAGGAAACCAAGGAAGGAAGACCCCGCCCGGCAAAGAAGACUGAGAAGGCGGCCGCCAAGGGGGCGGUCGUCCCCGUCGACGACCACACUGCUGAUGAGGCUGCUGAGCCGAAAGGGGCAAAGAAGGCCGAGAAAGCGGCGGCCAAGUGGGCUGUAGUCCCCGUCGACGACGACACUGAAGAUGAGGCCGCUGCGCCGGCGGAUCAGGCACCGGGGCCAGCGCCUAUUGCUCAUGAGGAGGCGGCGGAGGCGGCCUGCGAGGAAGCGAUCAAAGGUGGCACGAAAUGUGAGAAAGCUCACGAGGAAUAGGGGAUGUGUUGUGGUGGUUUGCUUUGCCGGAUUCAAUAACGUAGCGAUAAGGUAGUGAAUUCGGUCGGGUUUAAGGUUGUAAUCGAAGCAGUCAGGUGGCGUUGAUCACUUGGUAUCGUGCAGGGUAUUGCCUACAAUAAAACAAAUCGUGUGGUGUUUUUCUUACCCAAAAA